UCGGAUUCUUUUGUUUUGAUCAUGUAAACAAAAGAAGCAUGGCAGGGUUGGAACUUUUAUCUGAGCAAGGAUUCAGGAUUGACGGUCGAAAGGCGACUGAAUUAAGGCGUAUUCAAUGUAGAUUGGGAGUUUUCAGUCAGGCAGAUGGAUCAGCUUACAUUGAACAAGGGAACACCAAAGUAUUGGCGGCGGUUUACGGGCCUCAUGAGAUUCGAGGAAGCAAAUCUAAAGCUUUACAUGACAAGGUGUUGGUAAAUUGUCAGUACAGCAUGGCGACAUUCAGCACAGGGGAGAGGAAACAUCGCCCCAGGGGGGACAGAAAGUCGAAGGAGAUGACCAUGCAUUUACAACAGACCUUUGAUGCAGCUAUACUCACCAGCCUUCAUCCCAGAUCACAGAUAGAUAUAUUUGUUGAGGUUCUGCAAUCAGAUGGAGGUAACUACUGUGCCAGCGUUAAUGCAGCGACUCUUGCACUGAUAGAUGCAGGAAUUCCAAUGAGAGACUAUGUGUGUGCGUGCUCAGCAAGUUUUGUUAGUGACACUCCCUUAGUUGACAUCAGCUAUCUGGAAGAAACCUCCGGAGGGGCGGAGCUUAUAGUGGCAACACUGCCCAAGUCUGAACAGAUAGUGUUUCUUGAGAUGAAUGCUCGACUGCAUGAGGACAAUCUAAGCCCCGUGCUCGACCUGGCAGUGAAGGGGUGUAAGGACAUUCACGACGUGUUGGAUCAGGCUGUUAGAGACCAUGUGGCCGAGGCGGCCGUGGUAUCAGGACUGGAAUGAUGUCUGUUUAUUGUGCAUUGUAUAUAAUAUAAUAAUAAAACAUAAAAAUCA
This is a messenger RNA of Mya arenaria, 830 nucleotides long. Its product is annotated as exosome complex component RRP41-like. NCBI's taxonomy places the organism in Eukaryota, Metazoa, Mollusca, Bivalvia, Myida, Myidae. Gene Ontology annotation, biological process: rRNA catabolic process; poly(A)-dependent snoRNA 3'-end processing; nuclear mRNA surveillance. The coding region runs from base 39 to 779 and encodes 246 amino acids. The transcript is spliced from 3 exons. The record is from RefSeq and is a predicted model, not a curated record. Gene Ontology annotation, cellular component: nuclear exosome (RNase complex); nucleolus; cytoplasmic exosome (RNase complex).